AUGCGCGUCAACACCAAGUGCUCCACAGGCGCAACACCGCCGCUGCAGUCAGAGAAACGCGCUACGGCACUUCUCCGCAGGCGCCGCCCGCACUCCUGGACCACGGCGAGGCAAAGAUGGCUAGCCCUGCCUCUCAAGGUGGCUAGCGUCUGCAUGUGUCUCGCCGCACUCGUACUCACCACACGGCUGAUCUCCCUUAGCGCUCCUCGUUUGCUCUCCUCAGGCCCUGUUGCCGGAGCUUCGCUGCACCAUGACUCCCAGGCAGCACAUGCAGCGCAUGCAGCGCACGAAGCGCAGCAGCCCCAUGCAAACACUGUCUGCAGUCCUUCCAACUUCACUUCCGUUUCUCAUCUUGCAAACUAUAAAGCUGACGUCGACUCGACGUCCUUAAUCUUUCCCCAGUGGUACGCUCAUCCCUUUGACUUACUCUUUGAAGCGGUUGAAGCUGUCGCUCUCUUCUCCCUCCUCUUCUCUCUCCUCUCUCUCUCCAACGCUCAGAAUGGUGGUGACCAGGGCUCGAACGGGCAAAGCGGGCUGAACCCGGAUACGAGCAACAGCGGCCAGUGCCAGUUCUGCACAGUGCCCGAGGGCUACACGUCUGAGAACAUUGGCGCUCCGCUGAAUGUCCAGUCGCAGUUCCCUCCACGCUGGCAAGAGGCGCACGCUAAGGCGUCUGCCAUGCUGCAGGGCUGGUCGGUCGAGGACAAGGUCAAGGUCGUGUCGGGCACCGGAUGGAUGCAGGGUCGGUGCGUCGGCAACACUGCCGCAAUCCCGGAGCACAACUUCCCGGGGCAGUGUAUGCAGGAUGCGCCGCUCGGUGUGCGGUUCGCGGACCUCGUGUCUGCCUUCCCCGCCGGCAUCAACGCCGCCCAGACCUUCGACAAGAAGCAGAUCUACGACCGCGGUCACGCCAUGGGCGAGGAGUUUAGAGGGAAGGGCAUCAACGCCGCUCUCGGUCCCAUGACCAACAUGGGCCGAGUCGCCGCUGGUGGCAGGAACUGGGAAGGGUUUGGAGGCGACCCAUACCUCUCUGGUAUCGCGACGUACCAGACCGUCAAGGGCAUCCAGGACGCUGGCGUCCAGGCUGUCGUGAAGCACUACAUCGCCAACGAGCAGGAACGCAACCGCACAACGUCGUCUUCCAACAUCGACGACCGCACUAUGCGCGAGGUCUACGUUCACCCCUUCCUCCGCGCUGUGCAGGCCGACGUCGCAUCGGUCAUGUGCUCGUACAACCUCAUCAACGGGUCCUGGGCUGGCCAGAACGCCAAGACCCUCAACGGCAUCUUGAAGACGGACCUCGGCUACGGUGGCUACGUCAUGUCUGACUGGGACGCGACCCACUCUGGAGUGCUCGCAACCCUCUCCGGUCUCGACAUGGAUAUGCCUGGCGACAUCCACAUGAACGGCGGCAAGACCUCGUACUUCAACGCGAACUUGACCAUGGCGGUGAAUAACGGCUCGCUCCCAAUCGAGCGUCUCGACGACAUGGCUCAGCGUGUCCUCGCGGCUUGGUACCUCGUUGGUCAGGACAAGGACUACCCCGCUGUCAACUUCAACACUUGGGGUGAGGAGGGCAACGAGCAUGUCAACGUCCAAGGCGAGCACUACAAGCUCAUCCGCGAGAUGGCUGCCUCUUCCAUCGUUCUUCUCGAGAACAAGGGUGCGCUCCCGCUCAAGAAGCCUCAGACUAUCGGCAUCAUCGGUCUCGACAUGGGUCCCUCCCCCAAGGGUCCCAACGGCUACCCCGACCGCGGUGGAAACGACGCUAUCCUGGCAAUGGGCUGGGGUUCCGGCACGACCAACUUCCCCUACCUCGUUGACCCUUACCAGGCCAUCUUCCAGCGUGCUCGCCAGGACGGCUCCGGCAUUCAGAACUGGUUCGAGAACUGGGAUCUUGAGGGCGCCGCCAAGGCUGCCACUGGUGUUGACGUCGCUCUUGUCGGUAUCAACUCGGACUCGGGAGAGCAGUACAUCACCGUCGACAAGAACGAGGGCGACCGCAACAACAUCUCGGCUUGGCACAAUGGUGACGAGCUCGUCAAGGCUGUCGCUGCUGUGAACAACAACACCGUUGUCAUUGUGCACUCUGUCGGACCCAUGGACAUGGAGCAGUGGAUCGAGCACCCCAACAUCACUGCUGUUGUCUGGCAGGGCAUCGCCGGCCAGGAGGUCGGCAGCGGUCUCGUUGACGUUCUCUACGGCGACUACAACCCCUCCGGCCACCUGCCUUACACGAUUGCCAAGCAGAUGGGCGACUACCCCGCCGUCAUUGACUACGUCGACACCGAUAUCCCGCCCGAGACCAACAUCCCCUACACUGAGGGCCUGUUCAUCGACUACCGCCACUUCCUGAACAAGAACAUCCAGCCUCGCUACCCCUUCGGCUACGGACUCAGCUACACCACCUUUGACUUCAAGGACCUCUCCAUCAACUGCGUCGACAAGACCAAGCGCCGCUUCGAGCACUCCUUCUCUCGCCGCCACGCGCGCCGGGACGAAGACACCUGGAUCUCAGAGGAUGCUGGCGACGACAACUCGACCGACGCUUCUGCCUCUGCUGAGGCUACGCCUUCUGCCAACGUCACUGCUGCUCCGAACGGCACUGAAUCCGAGGCUCCCUGCGACUGUGAGGAGCACUCGAGCGCCUCCGCCACUGCUUCUGCUACCUCGAGCGCUGAGAGCUCCAAGCCUACCGACGGCCACGACGUCGUCUACGGCCCGGAGCCGACGUACAACUCCACCAUCGGCACUUCGAUGACGGACGACCUGCACCGCCGCCGCUGGGAGGUCAAGGUUAACGUCUGCAACUCCGGCUCUUGCGCCGGUAACGCCGUUCCUCAGCUCUACCUCAGGUACCCCGAGGGACUCGGCGAGCCGCCGAAGGUUUUCCGCGACUUCGAGAAGGUCUACGUCGAGCCCGGACAGGAGGCUUGCGUUUCCUUCUUCCUCAGCCGCUACGAUGUUUCCAUCUGGAACGCCGAGACGCAGAAGUGGGAGGUCCCCGAAGGCGAGUUCACUGCCCUCGUCGGCCGCGACAGCUUCGACGACAGCGGACCUACUGCCAAGUUCACGCCCGCUCACGAUCUUUAA
Trichosporon asahii var. asahii CBS 2479 is the source of this 3093-nucleotide messenger RNA. Its product is annotated as beta-glucosidase. Gene Ontology annotation, biological process: glucan catabolic process. The transcript has 2 exons. Bases 1 to 3093 code for a protein of 1030 amino acids. Gene Ontology annotation, molecular function: beta-glucosidase activity. The record is from RefSeq and is a predicted model, not a curated record. NCBI's taxonomy places the organism in Eukaryota, Fungi, Basidiomycota, Tremellomycetes, Trichosporonales, Trichosporonaceae.